Chelmon rostratus (copperband butterflyfish) is the source of this 2508-nucleotide messenger RNA. RefSeq names its product caveolin 1 (gene cav1). The record is from RefSeq and is a predicted model, not a curated record. The transcript has 3 exons. The coding region runs from base 181 to 726 and encodes 181 amino acids. Gene Ontology annotation, cellular component: caveola; cytoplasmic vesicle; perinuclear region of cytoplasm. Gene Ontology annotation, biological process: negative regulation of endothelial cell proliferation; caveola assembly; negative regulation of protein tyrosine kinase activity. Lineage: Eukaryota; Metazoa; Chordata; Actinopteri; Chaetodontiformes; Chaetodontidae. Gene Ontology annotation, molecular function: molecular adaptor activity; protein kinase binding; transmembrane transporter binding.
CCUCACGACUCCGGCAUUUAAUUCUCGUCACGUUCACGAAAAGGGCAGGCAUUAGAUCACUACACAGGUCCCUGAGAAGAGCCCCAGUCCUCUCAGUUUGUCUCCACGCCUCCCAUUCGGCUUCCUAUACUGUCUUCUUGUCUGUUUCACCGCGCUAAUCCUUUCCAAUUUGAGGACAGCAUGACAGGAGGACUGAAGGACGGCGAACCAGAAGAGGAGUUUCUGCAUUCGCCGUUCAUCCGAAAACAAGGGAACAUAUACAAACCUAACAACAAAGACAUGGACAACGACAGUCUGAACGAGAAGACGAUGGAGGACGUCCACACCAAAGAGAUCGACCUGGUCAACCGGGACCCGAAGCGCAUAAACGACGACGUUGUCAAGGUAGACUUUGAGGAUGUGAUCGCCGAGCCUGCAGGGACCUACAGCUUCGACGGCGUGUGGAAAGCCAGCUUCACCACCUUCACUGUCACCAAGUACUGGUGCUACAGGCUGCUGACGGCGCUGGUCGGCAUCCCCCUGGCGCUGAUCUGGGGAAUCUUCUUCGCCAUCCUGUCCUUCAUACACAUCUGGGCCGUGGUGCCGUGCGUCAAGAGCUACCUGAUCGAGAUCCACUGCGUCAGCCGUGUCUAUUCCAUCUGCGUGCACACCUUCUGCGACCCGCUGUUCGAGGCCAUGGGCAAGUGCUUUAGCAGCAUCCGAAUCCGCAUGACCAAGGAGGUGUAGCAUCCACGGAGGGGAGGAGGAGGAUUAACGGAAAGAGGGGAGGGAGGACGGGAGGGCUGGAGCCACACAGAUGGAGGGAAAAGUCAGAACAGAAGAGAAGAAGAAAAAAAUAGACCUCUGGAAAAUGAGAAGUGAGACUUUUCCAGAUCGAGUGAAGGGGCGUGGUCACAUGGCACCUGACCCCGCCUUUUUCCAUUGGCUGCUUUUUCUCUCCAGUGUUGGUGUAACCAAACGGGUGGGCACAGGAAAUCAAAGGGUCAUUCUCCGGGGUUUUUGCUGUUGUUUUGUUUGUGUUCUCUGUUUUUUUUUAAUCUUUGCUGUUAACUUUGUCAAGCUCCAUAUCUGUUUCCUGUUAGCUUUACCACACAAUGUCAAUUCCUUCCAUUCUGUGGAGAGCUUAUCACUUUGAUUGACUCAUGUGAAGAGGGGAUGUCAGGGUGUAUCACUGUCUUCUCUCGUGCUUAUUUGUGUUUGUUUUUUGGAGCCGUUGGGCAGGGCAGGAUGGUGGGAUGUUGGGGGGUUGGGAAGGUCAAAGCGGAGAGAAAGAGUGAGCGCUGCCAAAUUCUGUCUGACUCAGCAAAAGCAAAACAACUGCACGGACCGAACAGCACAGCAACACGCCGCUCUCUGCCCCCCCGUGACCUCCAACCCGCCAAAACCAACCACCCACCCCCACCCCCCCCUUCACCGGCUUUCCAGCAGUCUCACACACUGAACCUGCCCUCGUUCCUGCAUGCAUCUGCGUCGCCUUGCCAGCAACUCGCCGUCCGCCACCGCCACGCCUGCCGCACAGCCCCGCGAUGCAGAAACAGUGCAUCUCGGCUCACUCGCUCUGCGCACCAGCUUCCUACUUCACCUCCACCUUCGUCGUCAUUAUCCUCAUUAUGACAUGAGAGUGUGACAGAGAAUGUUAGCAUUUGAAUCUUAUAUGAACAUUUGGUUUUCUGAACAGUUUUGCCCUUUUUUCAAUUUUCAGUGAAGCUCAGUGCUUUUAAAUGCAUCACAGUUCCAUGAAUGCUUUUUUUUUUCUACACUAUGAAAAUGAAGAACUUUAAGGGGUCCAUUGUUUUAAUAUCCUGUAUGUACUGUAUGGGGUUUUUAUACAAAAAAAAAAAUGAGACUUUUCAGGCUAUGGCCUCAAUCCAGUGCACUAACUAUGGCUAAGUAUCGUUAGUGAAGAGCACAUGAAGAUCUCCUUCCUAUAUUGCAAAGGUAGUAGAAUACUCACAGUUACUUUUCUACACUUAGGAUGUGUAGUUACAAGCUUGUGUGGAGAUUUUCCAUACGCACUGUGGUACUUACACAGGUUAAUGCAUUGGAAUUGGACAAUGUGAGGUGGAAUGUGUGAUUUUUAAAUGCAUUUUUAUUUGUUAGCUGGUCAUAACUUUGCACCCUACCCCUUUUUUGUCUUCUUUUUCUUUUAACUCUCCCUUAUUAAUUUGUUCUGCUUCCCUGCUUCCUGACUGUAGAGAUGAUGCUGAAAAGCAUCAGACUGAUGCCCCCCCCACCCCAGAGGUGGGUGAGGGGAGAGAUGGUUUGGUGGGGUUUCUGGGAUGGGCUGGGGGAUUAUGUUUUAUUGAGACAUUAAGCUCACUUUGACUCCGUCACCUUCAGUCUACCUGCUGUCUUCUCACAGGGACGAUAAUAUCAUAGCACCUGAUCUUUGAAUUGAGUGUUUUUAAGCUCCAAAGGUGAUAUUUUUAUAAGAAAAAAUGUUUUUUUCUCCUCCCUUGCUUUUACUGUACAAUCACGCUGUGCACAUUAAAAUUUAAUAUAAUCCAG